ACUGCGAACGCCGGCUGAGCUGGGUCUCGCAGCUGGGUGCGCGGCGGCGGAGAGCGAGGCCUGGUGAGCACCCCCUAGGUGCGAGCCGACUUCUUCGAGGUUGUGUAAGCGAUAGGUUUGGCGGGCCGGCGAGCGAGCAAGCGGUUUCCUUCAAGUGGCACCGGGAUCGGUUGCCGUUAGCCUGAAAACAUGACUACCCCAGGAAAAGAAAACUUUCGCCUGAAAAGUUACAAAAAUAAGUCCCUGAAUCCUGAUGAGAUGCGCAGGAGGAGGGAAGAAGAAGGACUACAGUUACGUAAGCAGAAGAGAGAAGAGCAGUUAUUCAAACGAAGAAAUGUUGCUACCGCAGAAGAAGAAACAGAAGAGGAAGUUAUGUCAGAUGGAGGCUUCCAUGAAGCUCAGAUUAAUAACAUGGAAAUGGCACCAGGUGGUGUGAUUACUUCUGACAUGAUUGAAAUGAUAUUUUCCAAUAGCCCAGAGCAACAGCUUUCAGCAACGCAGAAAUUCAGAAAAUUGCUUUCAAAAGAACCUAAUCCUCCUAUUGACGAAGUCAUCAGCACACCAGGAGUAGUGGCCAGGUUUGUGGAGUUCCUCAAACGAAAGGAGAAUUGUACGCUGCAGUUUGAAUCAGCUUGGGUAUUGACAAAUAUUGCUUCAGGAAAUUCUCUUCAGACCCGGAUUGUGAUUCAGGCAGGAGCUGUGCCUAUCUUCAUAGAGUUGCUCAGCUCAGAGUUUGAAGAUGUCCAAGAGCAGGCAGUCUGGGCUCUUGGCAACAUUGCUGGAGAUAGUACCAUGUGCAGAGACUAUGUCUUAGACUGCAAUAUUCUUCCCCCUCUUUUGCAGUUAUUUUCAAAACAAAACCGCCUGACGAUGACCCGGAACGCAGUGUGGGCUUUGUCUAAUCUCUGUAGAGGGAAAAGUCCACCUCCAGAAUUCGCAAAGGUUUCCCCCUGUCUGAAUGUGCUUUCCUGGUUGCUGUUUGUCAGUGACACUGACGUGCUGGCUGAUGCCUGCUGGGCCCUUUCAUACCUGUCAGAUGGACCUAAUGAUAAAAUUCAAGCAGUCAUUGAUGCAGGGGUGUGUAGAAGACUUGUGGAGCUGCUGAUGCAUAACGAUUACAAAGUGGUUUCUCCUGCUUUGAGGGCUGUGGGAAACAUUGUCACAGGGGAUGAUAUUCAGACACAGGUAAUUUUGAAUUGUUCAGCUCUGCAGAGCUUAUUGCAUUUGCUCAGUAGCCCAAAGGAAUCUAUCAAAAAGGAAGCAUGUUGGACAAUAUCUAAUAUCACAGCGGGAAAUAGGGCCCAGAUCCAGACUGUGAUAGAUGCCAACAUUUUUCCAGCCCUCAUUAGUAUAUUACAAACUGCUGAGUUUCGAACAAGGAAAGAAGCAGCUUGGGCCAUCACAAAUGCAACUUCUGGAGGAUCAGCUGAACAGAUCAAGUACCUCGUUGAACUGGGUUGUAUCAAGCCACUCUGUGAUCUUCUCACAGUCAUGGACUCUAAGAUUGUACAGGUUGCUCUGAAUGGCUUGGAAAAUAUCCUGAGGCUCGGAGAACAAGAAGCCAAAAGAAACGGCACUGGCAUUAAUCCCUACUGUGCUUUGAUUGAAGAAGCUUAUGGUCUGGAUAAAAUUGAGUUCUUGCAGAGUCAUGAAAACCAAGAGAUCUACCAGAAGGCCUUUGAUCUAAUUGAGCAUUAUUUUGGUACCGAGGAUGAGGACAGCAGCAUUGCGCCCCAGGUUGACCUUAGCCAGCAGCAGUACAUCUUCCAGCAAUGUGAGGCUCCUAUGGAAGGUUUCCAGCUUUGAAGCAAUACACUGGUUUUAUGUUCCUGUGUCAGACCAGGCUACCCAGUCAAGUCCUCUUGUGGAGCCCACAGUCCUCAUGGAGCUAACUUCUCAAAUGUUUUCCAUAAUACUGUUUGCGCUCAUUUGCUUGUCUUGCGCACCUGCUCUCUUACACACAUCUGGAAAACCUCCGGCUCUCUGUGGUGGAUUACCCUUCUAAGAAAAGUGUAACCAGAAUGGCCCACUCUCUUAAGGAAAAUCCCUAGGUUUUGGAGAUCCGCACUUAUUAUAAGAGUCAUAGGAAUAUACACAUUAAUGUGGCUCUCCUUUUUUGUGUGGGGGGAAAAGAGGGCUCCCCUUCAUUCCCUUUUAAGUGGGGAAAAAUACUGACAUUUAAAAGAUGAGACUAAAACUUUAUCUUGAAUUUCACACAACUACUUGCAAACAAGGGAGAUGGUUAGACCUAUUGUGUAUACAUCAGAGUACUUUUCAUGAGUUCUUCCACAGUGAACCUUUGGAUUACCUGGUGGCUUUUUCUAGCCAAAUUUGCAUUAAUACUUACUGAGAUUGGAUGGUUUUCUUUCCUACAUUGGCGCCAUUCUUCACAGCUGUUAAAGUUAAACCAUCUGCUCUUUCACCUUCAGCCUUCAGUGAAUGUGCUUUCUAGUUGUCAGGAAUGCUGAAGCAUUAACACUUGAUUCUCAGAUGUGAUACUGGUUUGAAGAUUUCCUUAGAGCAGAAAGGAGAGGGGCACAUAGUAAUUUGUAUGGCUAUUGCUUCUCUUUGGUCUUCCAUGUCUUAGGAUUUGGAAGUGGUUCAGUUCUAAUGCUGGUUGAAGACUGAUUUAGAAUCCUUAGUAAUCUAAAACAUAUUCUGUAAUUCAAUAAAAAAGUGAAAAAUAAACAACAACAAAAAACCCCUCCAGUUUUCCCAAACUUAACCAGUGUGACUAGAAGCUGUGUUUCUGCAUUUAAACAAAUGUUUCAGGCUUUGUGGUCCUGAUAAGGUCCUCAUUAAAUUCGAGUUCACCCUAGGUGCUUUUCCCCUCUGUGACUGGCAGAUAACACAUCACUUUUAAAGGUUACUUAGGAAGUGUUUUUUAAUUGGAUGCAGCAUGAUUCUAAUGUAUCCAUGCUGCAGAUGUGAUCCCUUAAUGUAGCGUCCUUAUCAUAAAUGAAUAACCGUCUUCUCAACAUGACCUGUUAACUCAAAUAAGGGCAGAGAUCUUUUUCUUAGAACUCUAUUGUCCCCCAAAUCAUGUCAUUUUAUCUCGUACAAGUUAGUACUGCCCGGUGAAGUUGCCCUCCCCCCCGUCAUGAAAUAAAAAGUUUCUGCCUUCUGGCUCAUUUAAUGACUGCAGUCUGUACCUGCAAAUGGCACUUCCAGUACUGUCUUCAGUGAUGUACAUUUGUGCUUGGACUGGAACAAAAAAAUAAGUGUAAUUGCCAAGAGAACUGCAGCCGAACAUACAACUUCUUGGUGCUAGUUGGCCAUCUUGACUCAAUAUUGGGACACACUAUUGCAGAAGAUUUAUAUUUGUUGAUGAGCUAUUCAAAAUGAAUUCAGAAGGAAGAGUUGCUCACUUCUGUUUUAGAGAAUACCCUUUUAAUCCUCUUUAAUCUUGUCUUCUUCUCGAGUUCAUUAUAACCCCAAAGUUGUGUUCUUUGGGAAUUCCCCUCACAAGCUAUUCUACAUCUCUGGUAAAUCCCGCUGAGUGUUAGGGAUAUUCAGCGCUCUCAUACCUCAUCAUGUCAAUUAAGAAGUCAACUUACACGACCUGAUUUGAACUUUUUAAAAAUCCACUUCAUUUAAAAUAAAAAGAAAAAAAGACAAAGGACAUUUCAGCCAAGCCUGUGACACAGUCUUCACACCUAACCUGUAGUUGUGUCCGCUCUGGAUGGAUACAGUCUGAUGUCUGUUGGUGGUGGAGCAGCCACUGCAAACUAGUCAACUCGCGCGUUUAUAACUGUUACUUUUUCUAGUGCUGCUUUGUGCUGAAAGAACAUUUUAGUUUACUGCACUUGACCUGUAAAAGACUUUGAUUCUUUGUAACUUUAGGGACAAGUUAGGUGGUUAAUUUAAAGAAAAACUUUCAAUGUUGCCUUUACAUCACGUUAAAAUAUAACUUCUUUCAGAAGGGUAAUAGAAGCACUGAUUCAUAGCAAAAGUCUUGUUUUUAGCUUUGACUUCUUUUGUGGCUGAGUUUUUAAAAAUUGUAAAUUACUGGUAACACGUCAUUUCUUUAGAAUGUUUUAAAUUAUGUACCUUUUGGAUAAUUUAAAAUUUUUUCAGUUCAUGUUGAUAAACCAAUUUGAAUGGAAAAAAUAAAAAGCACACAAAGUGGUUUCUCCACAUUAGAAUAGCAUAUGUUGGAAAUUUUUGCCAGCAAUUGCAGGUGUCUUAAUGAAUGAAUUAAAACAAAGUCCACUCAACUAAUGUGGUCUAUUUUCUGUUUAAAACAGGAAUUUAUCUUGCUCCUGUCUUAGAAUUUCAUGAGCCACAAGCAAAAAUUUUCUUAGAACAUAAUGGUGUUUUUUAAAUAUAAAAAUUGGAAUUGACUAAAUGUUAAAUCCCAGCAUAACUGUUGGAACUGAGAAAGCAGCCUUUUUUUGUGGUAAAAAUGACAUUUCAGGAGGUAACUGUAAGUCCUAUUUUUAGUUCUCUACCUGGCAGAUUCUCUUAAUUUCAGUCUAUUGAAUAUACCCUAUCAAUAAGAUGGUACUCAUUACAAAAGCACAUUAAUUUCAACACCAGAAAACUGCGGUUUUAUAUACUGAUGAGGGGAGAAGUGACUUGAUCACCACCGCCAACCCCUUUUUUUCUGCUCAAAAUUUUCAAUAUAGAUUCUUUGUAAUGAGAACUUCUGUGGGGAAAAAAGCACUGAGAGGAUUUGGGAGUAGUGGCGCCUUGUAUCCGAAGGACCAGCAGGUAAAAUAUGAUUAGAUUGAGAAAGGUGGAAAUGAUAGAUAAGAAGAAUGGUGAGAUUUAGUGGACAGACUUUCCUAUGAAACACAUUAAUUCAUGUUGUCAUUAAGUAAUUGGGACCCUUUAAAACCACCUUUAUCAGCUGUACUGCUUUUGAAAACUAUUAUUGCCCUAGGAUUGUUUCUUUGCCAGAUAAAACUGAAUGGACUCUGGGUCAUUUUCAUCAUUAUUGUCACAGAUAGAAACAUUGAUAACUAUCCCCCAAUAAAUCUGAGUUAUUCCAGAUUGUUGCUGAUUUUGCCUUAAAAAAUAUGUAGUAUAUAUUAUAAAUGAAUCUUUGUCAUCUAAAUCCUCUGUUGUAUCAAUACAUGGCUACCCGCAGGCAACUUUGAAAUUUACUUCCUUAGUGCUAAAUAAAUAGUUUAGUUAUUUCCAAAAUUUGAGGUUGCAUUACAAAAGGGUUUACCUUGGGUUGAAGGACUUUUCUUUCUGGCUCAUUAGUUUUGCGAACAUUUUUAUAUUAAUAGGCAAGUUAUAACUGUUUUAGGGCUUGGGGGUUUUUCAUACAGGGUGAGGCAAAAGCAGGUUUACAUUUGUGAGUAAACAGCUUAUUGUGUAUUGUAUUCCAUAUGAACAACUGUAAACCUACUUUUGUCCUGCCCUGUAUAUGUAUUAGAAAAUUGUGAUGUUUAAGAAUGAUGUUCAGUAAAGGAAUCCACUUCUUGAUGGGCAUUGUUUGUUUUUCAUAUUUAUAAGCUGUAUGCUACCUCCUACAUUCCAAAAUUUGCUCAUUUGCAGAGAUAGGUGUACCUACACAUGGCAGUCUCAAAUCUGAAUUUUUUUUGCUGUCUGAAAUUAAUAAAGCCAUUUUAUUCUAUUGUGAAGUGAGCAGAGUACAUACUUAUCUACCAGGUAGGAAAUUUUGGGGCUACCUU
This is a messenger RNA of Pteronotus mesoamericanus, 5645 nucleotides long. It is a transcript of the gene KPNA1, whose product is annotated as karyopherin subunit alpha 1. Bases 190 to 1806 code for a protein of 538 amino acids. Gene Ontology annotation, biological process: NLS-bearing protein import into nucleus; postsynapse to nucleus signaling pathway. The transcript is spliced from 14 exons. Gene Ontology annotation, cellular component: nucleus; nucleoplasm; cytoplasm. The record is from RefSeq and is a predicted model, not a curated record. Gene Ontology annotation, molecular function: protein binding; nuclear import signal receptor activity. NCBI's taxonomy places the organism in Eukaryota, Metazoa, Chordata, Mammalia, Chiroptera, Mormoopidae.